Messenger RNA from Podarcis lilfordi (Lilford's wall lizard), 6879 nucleotides. The record is from the annotation of a GenBank genome assembly. NCBI's taxonomy places the organism in Eukaryota, Metazoa, Chordata, Lepidosauria, Squamata, Lacertidae.
GGUCCCCCACUGACAGUUAAACCAGCUUUUACCUGACCAGAAAGAAGACUUCCCCCACCAAACACACUGCAGUGUACAUCAGAAUAUAAAUGACAAAGCACACCACUCAACACACUUUGAAACACUGGUGAAAUGAGCAGGAUUUCUUCACAACAGUGCAGGGGAAAGCAAUUUUAAUUGGGAUUGUAAACUUCUCAAACUGCAGCCCUGAUUUAUGUAUUGAGGGCUCCUGUAACUUUUACAUCUUCUUAAAAACUUUUGAAAAACUUUGCUACCAGAUGCCCAUGGCUGCCCAUCAAAACAUAUUCCCUUAUGGUUUGCAAAACAAAACUAAAACACAACAUCAUAAUUUUAAAACAUUUAAAAAUGUGCUAACACAGCAUAAAAAAUUGGAGGAAAAUGCGAUCCGUUAGGAAUUUACCAAAUGCCGCUUAUACCAUUAGAGCUCAGAUCUUAUGUUGUUUUAAAAUUCAAAUUGUUUUUAAAGGCAUGGAUGGAUAAAAGCAAAUUUCUCCCCUUGUGCCAAAAAGGCCACAAACCUGAUGGUAAGCAGCUCUCUCUGGGGAGGCCCUUUUGGAGCAGAGGUGCCACCACCAGAAAGGCCCUCUCCCUAGAAGCUGCCCCCUCCUGUAGCCUGGCAGGGCCGAUGAGGUAGGGCCUCUGGCUCUGAAGAGAGGAACUUAAGGUUUGAGUGCGUGUGCAUUUGGGAGAAGACAACCUUUCAAUUUACCUGGUCCUCCCAAGCCAUUAAAGACUUGAGUGUGGCCUUUGUGCUGCUGCUGCUUUUUGGGGGGUGGGGGUUGGGGCAUGGAAGGUGAACCAAAAGCUGGGAUCUCAUGCAAUCCUCUCAGGUGAUGGCAUCUGCGUUCUUCUCUUUCUUCAACCUUUCAGCCCCACCUUGGCCUGCCGUUUCAUCCCAACCAGACACAUGGAGGUAAGCAGUCCCUGAACAAUUUGCGAGCUGCUUACUGAGCAUCCGUCCAUCCAGGCAUCCCCAACACUACACACUUCUGUUUUGAGCAAAGAAUUAGCUUGUUUCUGGGAGUGAGCACAUGUGCUUGAAGCCUUGCCCUCUAGUACAGUGGUACCUCGGUUUUCAAACAACUCCGUUGAUUAACAUUUCGGUUUUCGAACACCACAAACCUGGAAGUAAAUCCUUCCGUUUUCGAACACGCCUCAGAAGUUGAACAUGCCACACAGCUUCUGCUGAGUGCAAGAUCCUGAGGCCUAGAUGUUGGCUAUUGAGUUUUUGGUUUUCAAACGUUUCAGAACUCUGGAAUGGAUUAUGUUCGGAAACAGAGGUACCACUGUAUGUCUGCACACAAGCAAAUGUAUUUUGCGUGGGGGGGAACAUCAGCACAUCAGUCACCGCUGGUUUGUAAAGCUGUAUGGGUACAAUGACCACUCCCCACAUCAAAUGGGGGGGGUGCCUUUUGUGUGGUCGGGUGCAGCCCCCCACAUCCCAGUGUGGCUCCCGGUAGUACGGGCUGGCUUCGCCCUCCCCAGGCUGGAUACCUGGAGGUCUCUGCCUACCUCAGCCAAUCGCCCAAUCCUGCCUGGGGAGGCAUUGCCAGGGGAUCAACCAGGUAGGGGGAGGGACCGCUCUGCCCACACAACAGAAGGUGAAUCUUACCUGCGAAGCGUCAGUUGGCUCCAGAGCUUCUCCCACCCUGCCCUCCCUCAGUUAAGCCUUAUUUUGCAGUUUAACCUCUUCUCCACAGUUAUGUGGGCGCUGCUAUGUCAUGGUCACUGUUGAAGGGCCGGAAAGGAAUUUUCCUGCAUUGGCAGGUUUUGCCUAAAAUGCCACAACUUUGGCGGUUUUAGGCCUUGGGUGGAAUCCUUUAGUCUAUUUUCCUAAAUGGGGUGUGUGUGUGUGUGUGUGUGUGUGUGAGAGAGAGAGAGAGAGAGAGAGAGAGAGAGAGAGAGAAGCGGUGACCCACACCCCCCUUGCGGCGGUGAUCCCAGGGUUCCCCAUUAAAGGGGUUUUGAGGGGAGGCAUUGGCCAUACGCCAAGAGGUUGUCAUUGCUCUCCCCUGUGAUGGCGGGGGGGGGGGGGCUCUCUGCUUGAACAUAUGUUCUCCAGAGCCAGCCCAAUCCCCACAUAUUCUGGAUAACCCUGAUAUCUCCCAGAUCCCCGGCUGAGGACUGGGAAGGAUAAAUGCCCAAUGCCUGAGCCAAGGUCUCCCUACAUCUGAAACUUAAUAAAGUUGUGGCCAAUUUUAAUCCCAUAACACAAUGUCUUGAGUUAUUAUUCCGCUCGGGGGUCGCCUGGGGUUGGGGGGACUUCGCCUGUCCACGCAAUAUUCCCCACUGCCCACAAUGAUCCUGUAGUUUCUUGAAAAAUGUUGCUGUGUGUGAGAGAGUGUGAGUGUGUUCCUCCCAACCAGCUCUGAUCUGGUUUGAAAACAUAAACCGUGUAAAGACAUCCAUGCCCCACCCCCCAGUGGGGACAGACAGUGGGCAACUUCAAAACGCAUCCAACUGUACUGAUGUUUACAUCAAUGUACAAAUGCGAUUUGGAAUGCAGUAUGGGAGGGGUUAGCGCCCUUGUUAUGCUGUAAGCUGGUAACUAUUCACCCAGUAUAAAAAAUGCUGCAUAAAAACCCAUAAAGAAGCAAAGCAAUAAACAGCAAAAGAGUAAGGCAGAAUUCUAGCUCAGAGGUCCUCCAAAAUGCUUGGGCAAAUAAGAGUCUGUCUCUGAACCUUUCCCAGUGCACCACUUAUUAUUAUUAUUAUUAUUAUUAUUACUACCCCACCCAUCUGACCUGGUUUCCCCCAGCCACUCUGGGGGGCUCCCAACAGAAUAUUAAAAACAUGAUAAAACAUCAAACAUAAAAAAGUUUCUAAUAUCUUUCACACAGGGUAGUUGAUAAGAGAAAAUUUAAAAAACCCUACAUUUAGAUGCAAAAGCAUCACUUGCCUUCAGCUUCAGAGAAUAUCUCCAGUUGGCAUUCUUCCAGCACCUAUGGAUUCCUCGUCAAAGUGGGGGUGAUGGCUGGAAUAAGAAAAGCAUGUUGGGAGCAUCAUCUUGGUCCCCUUGUCAUUCCAUGGCUGCUUUCGUACCUGUAUUUAACCCCUUUCCCUCUUUGUUCACAGGCACAGCAGAUGCCCCCCAUGCAGUCUUUCCUAUCCAGCACCGUCAUACAAAGUUGAAAGGGAUAAUGGUGAGUUGUGAAGGAAAUGGUGUGGUGUGUGUUUUGCAAGGUUUAGGAAGUGGAGGGGUUGGGGGGCUUCUUUCCUACCAAAGCCUUUAAAGGGCAAUGGGAGGCUGAGGUCUGGGAAUCUAGCCAUUGGGAUGAAUAGCCUUUUGAAGGUCUACUUCUAUGAAAUAGAAACGGGGGGAUGAGGGGCAAAUGGUCUUGGUCUGGGAAGCUGCAGGCACUCAGCAGGCUUAAUCAGUGCCCUCCUUUUCUCUUUGUGGCAUGUCCCCGUCUCAGAAAGCAUUCCCAGUUAUGAAAACCAAGGCGAAGGUGAGUAGGAAUUAUUGGUUUUAAUGCCAUUUGCUGGAACAUACAGCUUGGCUCACUUGCAUGAGUCAUCUACUUGCUCUGCAGUUUUGCAGUGCUCUUGGACUUGACUGUGCCUCACUGUGACUGGAUUCUGAAGGCUGGUUUUGGCUCAGUAUGGGGUGGAGGUUCCCAGUAUAUGUGAAUGUAAGCUCAUAUGCAUAUCAUAAUUCUGCUAAUGGUCUCUGUGCUUCCAGUACAAGCUGGUGCCACUGAUGAUGAGGAUAAUGAUGACAACUAUGUCCCUCCGUACAUGUAAGUCUUUUUUGGGGGGUCAGAGGUCAAACCUUAUAAUGGAUUUUAGCUGGAUCAUUCAUAGAAACCUGUUGGCACACUAUGUGCUCUGCAUCUAUAAAGUCCCCAGCAUCUCUGCUUAAUGGAUUAUAUGCCACCUUUCUUCCGCUUGCUCCAUCAGUGUUGUUCACUGCUUAAAGCAGGGAUAGGGAAUGUGUGGUUGUUGGACCGCAGCUCCCAUCAGCCCCAGCCAGCACAGCCAAAGGCCAAGGAUGAUGGGAGUUGUAGUCCAGCCAAAUCUGGAUCCUCUCCAGACUGUGCAGAACAGAUUCCAUUUUCUAAAUCUGCAUAUUGCAUACUGGCAAAUUUACAUUUGCACAACUACCGCGGACCAAAGCACUCUGCUGCUUUUGCACAACAAAUCCACUUUGAAAAAAAUUGCACAUUUUGGAGUCGGGAAAGUGGUGGGAAAAUAUGAAAUAUUAUAUGAAAAAUAUUAAACCACCAGCAGUUAAUAUGUUAUAAAUGGAUGUCAACACACAAACAAAAAAAAUCUAAAACAUCUAAAAACACCUUUAAAAUGCAAUUCCAGUACAGAGCUGCCUUGGCACUAGGAUUAGCUGCGCAAGGCAGUAUCCAAAUGAAAAUAUAUACCGUAAGCAGUGUUGGCCCUUGACCUCAGAAAACUGCUGCCAGUCCAAGCAGGCAAUGCUGCAUGAGAUGGAUUGGUGGGUUUCAUUCAGCAUGAGUCAACUGCUUAUUUCUCGAAUCAGUGCAGCACCAAAGCUUCUUUUCCCUUCUCUUCCACAGUGACGUGCUGCCAGAUGCGCCACUUACAGAUCAAGGCAAUGAAGACGGUGCUUCCACAGGUGAGUUGGCAGCAGGUGGGAUGGACUGACUCCCUCCUGGCAUCGGGGCUGGGGUUCUCUUGGAGGGUGUUGUGGCAACCCAUCUGUCUACAACCUCUUAAAAUUCAGGGUCAUCUAAAUGUAGCAUUUAUCUCUCUCCCACCUUACAGCCAAGGAACUCAGAGGUGCUGUAAAUGGCUGCUCCCCUCUCCCAUUCAAUCCUCACAGCAACCCUGCAGAGUAGGUUAGGCUAAGAGACAGUACCUGGUCCAAGAUCACCCAAUAAGCCUCUUGGCUGAGUGGAGAUUGAACCCUGGUCUGCCAGGUCCUGCUGCAACACCCUAACUCAGUGAUGGCCAAACUUGGCCCUCCAGCUGUGUUGGGACUACAACUCCCACCAUCCCUAGCUAACAGGACCAGUAGUCAGGGAUGAUGGGAACUGUAGUCUCAAAACAGCUGGAGGGCCAAGUUUGGCCAUCACUGCUGCAUCACAGUGAUUCUAAAUGAGAAAGGAACUUGGGACACAGUUGGGAAAGGGCAGUGUUUGAAGUGCUUCCGGUUUUUCCUUUUCAGAUUCCCUAGGGGAGCAGUAUGAGAAUGUGCUCGAGUGUGAGCGGAAUUCGCCUGGUGAGUGUGGAAAGUAGAUCUAUGGGGCCCGGGUAGUCAGGAAUGAGGGCAUAGGAUUGCAUUGAAAAUGGAGAUGGGUUUGUACAUGCCAUGCUGGGCACAGCUGGACGUAUCAUUAGGCAGAAUCAGGGCCAGGCAGAAUCGGGUGGGUGGAAGGUUAAUUUUUGGUGUCCCAGAGCAUUCAGUGGCGCUUACUCCCUAGUAAGGGCAUUUAGGGUUGCAGGCAGAAGCAACUAACGGAAAGAUCCAGCCAAUGCUGACCCCAGUUUUGCACUAGUUGCCGGAGACUUAUAUUAAAAAAACUUUGCUAUGAGCAGCCUUGCUUCCAAUAUUUUUAAAAACCGUAUAAUAAUUUGCAUAGCUCCUGCAAAGCAGUAUACCACCUUGGCAAAAAUAAAAAAAAUUCUAUGUGCUGCAGGUUUCAUUGUGCUGAGCAGAUGGCCCACAUAAGCUACUGUUUAUGUGUCCAUCCCAGAGGCUGAGUCAAGGAGCUUUGUGGUUGUGGAAGGGGACUUGAAACUGGGUCUUCUUGAGUUAAACCAGCUCCUUCGUGCUGUCUCUGCUGUGACUGAGCAAGCAAGAGGCACUGCUGAGGUGGGUGCAGUGCAGGGUGGUCCGUCAGGACAAACAGGACAUUUCCCCACCAAGCUCAGUCUGUCCUCAGCCCAACCCCUUUGGACGACCUCCUUCCUUACAAGCGGUCCAAGAGGUAGUGCCAUCUGCUGGACUCUUCUGCCUUAAUUUCAGGGUUGCCUUUGUCAAACUCGGCAGGAAGGAAGGGUGUGGAGAAAACUAGAAUGAGUUGGCUCCACCCAUCACUGGGUCUAGCUCCCCCUACUGUUGACCUCCCUGCCUUCUGCCCACACAGUCCCAGUGGACACCAGUCUCUCCACUGGAUGUACCUCAGAACCUUCAUUAAAUCUUCCAUUUUCUCUCGCCGUCAAAGGUGACUAUGUCAACGUACUAGAACCAGAAGCUACUAUCAUGGGUCCUUGUUUUGGUGAGUAGAAAAAGCCUGCUGUGUGGGCCUGCUAGGAAGUUCUCAUUUAAUUUCCCUAUAGUCCCUCAUUAUCCAUUUCUCUGGCUAAUUGCCUGAGGGCUACGGGUGGGGCCCUAUAUCUCCCUGCCAUAAUUUUAAGUCCUUUUUCAUUUUCCUGUAGUUGGCAGUGGCACCAGUGAUCGGGAAAGUGAAGAUGACACUCCAGACUAUGAGAAUGUCUGUCCUGGGCUUUGAGGUAUCUGGAUUAUGGUGUCUGGGGCACGGGACGGAUGUAGGGUGUGUGUAUGGAUGUGGCUUCAUAUAUAUGAUAGAGGGCAACCCUAGAACCUGCAUGCCAGCAAUUACCUUUGAGCAUUUGUAGACUCUUAACCAACAUCUCUUUCUCCCUAGGUUAAAAGGUUCAUUUGCCGGUUGCUCCAGUCACCUAUAUGCAGGAUGCAUUACCUGGUUGGCCUAAGGACACUGUCUUCCCAGUCACCCUCAAAUAUUGCCAUAACUUAUUGCCCUCCUUUGCACUUUGCCUGACACAUCCUGAGAAUUUUCCACAAUACUAUAGAAUCUUGGUAGCAAGAUUCGGAAGCUUGACUGUCCAUGUGGAACUGGUCUUCUAACACUCCCCACCUCCCCAGCCCGCAAAGCAUUCUGGGUUGUUUUAUGUCUCUUG